AUGGAUAGAAUGGGCUGGAGUGACAUGCUCCCCACAAUGAGGGACCCCACAACCAUGUCCACAGGUGUGCCUGUCUGGAACAGGCUCAAGCAAUGUGUUCUCCAUGAUGAGGGACCCCGCAACAGUAUCCACAGGUGUGCAUGGUUGGAACAGGCUGGAGCGACAUGUUCCCUGCAACAAGGGACCCUGCGACCAUGUCCACAGGUAUGCCUUCCUGGAAUGGGCUCGAGCUUUGUGUUCCCCAUGACAAGGGACCUCGCCAUGGCAUUCACAGGUGUGCCUGUCUGGAACAGGCUGGAGCUGUGUGUUCCCCGCAAUGAGGGACACUGCAACGGCAUCCACAGGUGUGCCUUUCCAAAACAGGCUAUAACAGCAUGUCUGCAGCAUCAAGGGACCCUGCGACGGUGUCCACAGUUUUGCCUGUCUGGAAUGGGGUGGAUCAGCAUGUUCCCCAUGAUGAGGGACCCCGUGAUGGCGCUCACAGGUGUGCCUGUCUGGAAUGGGCUAGAUUGGCAUGUUCCCUGUGAUGAGGGACCCCGUGAUGGCAUCCACAGGUGUGCCUGUCUGGAAGGGGUGGAUCAGCAUGUUUCCCAUGCUGAGGGACCCUGCAAUGGCAUCCACAGGUGUGCCUGUCUGUAACAGGCUGGAGCAGCAUGUUCCCCACAACUAGGGUCUCCGCUACUUGGUCUACAGGUGUACCUGUCUGGAACAGGAUGGUACAGUCUGUUCCCUGUGAUGAGGGACCCUGCGAUGAGGGACCCCAUGAAUGUGUCCACCCUGAUCCCUGACCCAACACUACAGUCUCUAUCAUCAAUGUCCAGUGAGGUGUUGUGGUGCAUACUUGUAAUCCUAGGAGUCUGGAUGGUUAGAUAGGAGGAUCUUCAGGAGUUUGAGGCCACAUAGCAAGUUCAAGGCCAACCUGGACUGCAUACCAAGUCCCUAUCUCAAACUCAGAACCAGUACCACCAGAAAAAAACCUCAGAACUUCCAAUUUCAAUUUUGUUGCAGUUAGUCAAGUUCAAAUUACAAAAAAAGUUCAUAGUUCACAUUGAGGUUCACGCUCCUGUUGUAUACUUCACCAGCAUAAAAAAAAUAUAAAAUGACAUAUUCCAACAUUCUGGCAUGACAUGAUGUUGUUUCACUGCCCUAAAUAUGCUCUAUAUCCAUUGAUUUCUGUGUCUUUUUUCGCAUUUCCAGUAAGAUAUUCAUGUUUCACUGUUCCUAUAGUACUUUUCUUUUCCAGAAUGACAAAAUACUGGAAUUUAUAGUAUAGGAGAUUUUCAAAUGCUAAUCUCAAAAUACACUGUAUUAUGAAAUAGAAUAAGAAAAAUAUCCUCUGUUAUUAUCCUCAAUAUCCUGGGUUAGUAAAGGUGUUGGAUUAGGGGCUUUCAUAGAUUUGAUUGUGACUUGGAGGUUAUGAAAGGAUACAGACUUGCUUGGACUGAAUGCUAUGAGUCUACACUAAUCUUAAAAUGUGGUGAGGAAUUUCAAAAUUCUGAUGGCCUUACUAUUGUCUGUUUUUGCAGACACUUAAACUGUCACUGUUCUUCUUUUAUAUUGCUGAAAGCUACUUGUUUCAUUGAACCUUCUUGGUGUCUUUCUCUGCUCCUUGGGGAAUUCCCCAGGUUGGUAGUCUUGCUCUCAAUGAUCUGGUUCCUAAGCAUUGAGAAGAAGAGGUGAUUUCAUUUCAUGCUGAUAAAUGUCUCCCAUCUUUAUUUUCACAUCUUCCUAUGUGGCUCCAGGACUGUAGUACUUGAACACUUCCCAUAAUCACAGCUCAGUGUGAGCAAGAGUUAAAUGUUGUGGAAGGAAAUAGGACAUGGCUUGGUUAAUACAGGGCCUUAGCAUGAUAUUUUGUUUUCCAACCAUGAUGGCAGCAGCACCAGAUAUGUUAGCCACAUAGGGACACAGUCAUCAAGCUCUGCACUAUUUUUUUCCCAUAAAAACCUGGGUUUCAGCCACAGGAGCAUUCAUCUGUCUCUUUUUUAAAAAAUUAAGCUUAUUGGUACAU
Heterocephalus glaber (naked mole-rat) is the source of this 2011-nucleotide messenger RNA. The record is from RefSeq and is a predicted model, not a curated record. NCBI's taxonomy places the organism in Eukaryota, Metazoa, Chordata, Mammalia, Rodentia, Bathyergidae.